Molecule: messenger RNA, 1495 nt
Organism: Hippocampus zosterae (dwarf seahorse)
Lineage: Eukaryota; Metazoa; Chordata; Actinopteri; Syngnathiformes; Syngnathidae
Gene: aptx
Product: aprataxin
Exons: 7
Coding region: 25-1038 (337 amino acids)
Biological process (GO): double-strand break repair; single strand break repair
Cellular component (GO): nucleus
Molecular function (GO): single-strand break-containing DNA binding; mismatched DNA binding; single-stranded DNA binding
Source: RefSeq, a predicted model, not a curated record
AUUCGGUACAUUUAAAAUGGUAAGAUGUCUAUUUGUCAGCUUGUUAGUCAAGAUGAAACGCACAAACCCAUUCUGCUGCCUCACCUUGAGUCAGUUAUCCUGGGUCGUGGGCCACAAACCACAAUUAAAGACAAAAAAUGCUCCAGGGAACAAGUUGAAUUGAAAGCAGACUGCAGCAAAGGUUUUGUGAAAGUUAAACAGCUGGGUGCAAACCCCACCUCUGUAGACUCUGUGGUUGUGGGUCAUGGGAAAGAGGUCAAACUGAUGCCAGGCCAGUUACUCCACAUUGUCAAUGACUUGUACCCAUACACUGUACAGUUCAAGGAAGAUCCUGGUAGUUGUAAAAGACCAUUAGAUGUUUCCUCAAAGGAUGAAGAAGGCUGUUCUGAGACUCCCAGUCUAAAAGCGGCCAAAAAACACGAACACCUGCCUGAGUCUGUCAGAGCUGAAGAGUCAAGGGAGAUCAAUCAAAAUGUUGGACAUUGGAGCCAUGGGCUGAAGGCUUCGAUGCAAGACCCUAAUAUGCAGGUGUUUAAGGAUGAUAAAGUAGUUGUAAUCAAGGACAAAUACCCCAAAGCACGUUACCAUUGGCUGGUCCUCCCAUGGAUAUCCAUCCACAGCCUGAAGGCCCUGCGGGAUGAGCACUGCAGCCUGCUCAAGCACAUGCAGAAAGUAGCUGACCAUAUGGUUCAACAGUGCCCUCAUGCAAGUUCCUUGGACUUUCGCAGUGGCUACCACGCCAUCCCAAGUAUGAGUCAUGUGCACCUCCACGUGAUCAGCCAAGACUUUGAUUCUCCUUACCUUAAGAACAAAAAGCACUGGAACUCAUUCACAACAGACUAUUUCAUCGAGUCUCAAGAUGUCAUCCAUAUGCUUGAAACGGAUGGAAAGGUCACAGUCAAAGAAGGCACCAGUGAGUUGUUGAAGCUGCCUCUGCGUUGCCACUUGUGCCGCAAAGAACUUCCCACAAUACCAGCUCUGAAACAGCACCUCAAGUCCCAUUUCUUGGCUGAGAGUAGAACCUCAAAUGCAUCAUAGUACCUCAGAUGUUUAUAGCUUCUUUGUGAGACAUCUGUGAUUGGCCCGUGAGCAAUCCCCCAUCCUUUUAGCCAACGUUGGAUGGUAUUAUAGACACCAUCUCACCAGCGAUUUGUGAGGAUAAGUGGUCUAGAACAGGGGUCCCCAACCUUUUUUGCCCCACGGACCGGUUUAUGCCAGACAAUAUUUUCAGGGACCGGCAUUUAAGAUGUGGCGGCUUAAUACAACAAAAUAAUAUGGUAUGAGCUACAUGAAAACUGUGGUUUUCAUUCAAAAUCUUUUUGUUUUGUACUUUCAAUGUAGAUUAAAUAUUAAAUAUGUACAAUUUCUGUUCUACUUUGUAAAUGCUUGACUCAAUAAUUUUAAUGUUUAUAUGUGUGUUUUGAAAAGUGAUCAUUAUGUAAUAACAUUAGUCCAUUAGAGUCUUAUAAACAGUGGUCUACACACAUCAACGUUU